Messenger RNA from Haliotis rufescens (red abalone), 1370 nucleotides. RefSeq lists its product as uncharacterized. NCBI's taxonomy places the organism in Eukaryota, Metazoa, Mollusca, Gastropoda, Lepetellida, Haliotidae. The coding region runs from base 583 to 1302 and encodes 239 amino acids. The transcript has 4 exons. The record is from RefSeq and is a predicted model, not a curated record.
UGUUGUUGUCCAACAUCUAGCGUAGGGCGGAGCCUGUCCUAAUACCUAUUCUGCUGCACUAUGUACAUUCUUUCACAGGAGACAUGUAGAGAAAGUAUAAGUGUUUAACGUUUCCUCACAGCGGCAUUCAUGAAUGAACGGAAAUCCUUUGAUAAAACAAAUAGGACAGCAAAGAGGGCGUAUCAGCUAGAACAACAGAACGAACAACAGUACUUCUUUUAACACUAUACCCUGUAUGUUUCGGGACAUGACGGAACUGUGACAAGUGACAAUGACAUUGUGCUAGGACACUGGCGAGCCUCGUACAGCACGUUGUAUAACGGGACUGACGGUUCGACAGGCAGCACUAUAACAGUGUGUGUGUGGACGCGUGUGUAACGGUACAGUGGGGGCACAUGCAGGUUCAAGUGUAAAAACGCUCCGGUGAGUCUGAGGGCGUCGGAACAGCCUGUGUUGCGGACCAAGAAGGGCAAGCCUGCCUGUGUAGAUGGUAUACCAGUAGAAGCUUUACAGAAAAGUCAUUGCAUAAAGUUACUUCAUCGAAUAAUAUCUCAUGUUGAGGUAUUCUCAGUACUGGAUACAAUGGAAAGGGCAAAUGAUACUGAAGUUAUUGAACUCAUUAAACUCGUCGUAGACAAUCAGAAACGCAUAGCGACUUCGAUGAACGCCCUUAUGGAGAAAAUGUCUACAAUGGCGAGAGACGUGACGCCAAAUGAACCACGGCGAGCCCAAAUAAGCCCCAAGGAAGACAGCCCACAUAACUCACGUCAGCUGCAGGAGUUGAGGGCCCAGCUUGAUGGAUUAGAACAGAGGGUUGCCGUAUUAGAAAACAGUCGCACAUAUUCUACAGGGGACAAGACAUCACAUAGUCGAGACACGGACGCAAGGCAUCACCUUGAGGGAACCCUUCCUGAAGACUUGUCAGAAGCUCUGUCGACUUGGUGCAGUCUAGAUUCCAUUGAGAGCAUCAGGACAUCUGCCGAGGAGGGGAGACUUGAAGAUCCCCUGGACCAGCAUAAAGGUUCUCAUUUCAAGGCUGUCACUCUGGCCAUAGUGUUUGCUAUCCGUCUGGCUGCCUCGGAUACCCCUCCGGUUAAUGGGGAGGAAAGAGACACACCUCCGAUCGAGGAGAAGACAGGUGGUGAUCAUUUAAAAGCAACAGCUCUGGCCAUCGUGUUCAUGAUCAAGCUGAUGAAAGCCCAGGAACUGCCUCUUGUGCUGGACAGUCAAGGGGAAAUAACUCCAGGCUCACACGAUCACAGUCGACCAGUGAGAUAUCCGAGCACUGCAGUCAUGCCCUGAAACGGGGAAGUUAUGAAUCUGUGUGUGUGUGUGUGUGUGUGUGUGUGUGUGUGUGUGUGUGUGUGUGU